This is a messenger RNA of Trypanosoma cruzi, 597 nucleotides long. Its product is annotated as adenylate kinase, putative. Gene Ontology annotation, cellular component: nucleus; cytoplasm. Bases 1 to 597 code for a protein of 198 amino acids. Lineage: Eukaryota; Euglenozoa; Kinetoplastea; Trypanosomatida; Trypanosomatidae. The transcript has a single exon. The record is from RefSeq and is a predicted model, not a curated record. Gene Ontology annotation, molecular function: UMP kinase activity; ATP binding. Gene Ontology annotation, biological process: CDP biosynthetic process; UDP biosynthetic process.
AUGGGCGAGUCGUCAAGGCCAAAGGUCUUUUUUUUCCUUGGCGGUCCCGGCUCCGGCAAAGGCACGGCAUGCGAUUAUCUUGUGAAGGAGUUUGGGUUCACCCACUUCAGCGCCGGAGACCUUCUCCGUGAGGCAAGCAAGAGCAAUAAGAGCGAUGUGGAGAAAAAAAUUACGGAGAUAAUUCGUAUGGGGAAUAUUGUGCCCUCCGAGAUAACAGUGGAAUUGCUCUCAAACGCCAUUGCAGAACACCCCAACCCUCGCGGGUAUGUCAUUGACGGAUUCCCCCGUAAGAUGGAUCAGGCACUCAUGUUUGAAGAAGGAAUAGCUCCUGCGAAAGGCAUAUUCUACUUUGAUUGCCAUGAGGAAACGAUGGAGGCACGGGUACUGCACCGCGCCAAAGAGGGCUCUGGACGGGAUGACGAUGAUAUUGAGGUUCUUCGGCGUCGCUUCCGCACCAAUGUGGAGCUUUGUAUGCCCGUGGUAGAGCGGUACAAGGCUGAGAACCGCCUCCAUACAAUAGACGCUAAUCGCAGUCGAGAGGAAGUCUACGGAGAUGUGAAGCGAGUUAUGCUUCAGCUCGGUGAGGUGCCGCUGUAG